UCCCAAUAUGAGUUUGUGAGAGCGCAAGACUGAAUAGCGGAAGUUUCUCUCUUUCUUUCCAAUCUCGUUCUAACCAAACACUUCCCUCUAGCAAGCAUUCCACCCAGUGAUCAAAGAGGAGUGAGAGAACUCAAAGUAGAGUAAGAUGCUGAGUGCGUCCACUCCGACUCAGAUGCCCCCCAGCGGAGAGGACAUUUCUGGUUCUGACAGGGGGUCAGAGGUCAGUGUUCCAACUCCAGCCACAGAGACAGACCGCUUCGGCUUCAUCCUGGUGAAUGGAUCCACUGCCGGGAGUGAAGGCCCUGCUCCUGAGCUCGUUAGACAGAGAGAGACUAAGUGGAUCAACAUCAUCAGCCAAUGGGAUCGUGUCUUACUAAAGAAGUCCAGCAAGGUCAAAGAGCAGUGUCAGAAAGGCAUCCCAGCAUCCCUCAGGGCUAAAUGUUGGCCACUGCUGUGUGGCGCCACAGACAGAAUGCACCGCAACAAGGACCUCUACCAGACUCUGGACUCCAGGCCUGCCCUACAGAGCUGUGUGGACAUUAUCGAGAGAGACUUAGACCGCCAGUUCCCCUUCCAUGAGAUGUUCCUCUCCAGAGAUGGCCAUGGGCAGCGUGGUCUGUUCCGCGUGCUGAAGGCCUUUACUCAGCUGAAGCCUGACGAGGGAUACUGUCAGGCCCAGGGACCUGUAGCAGCUGUACUGCUGAUGAACAUGCCUACUGAGGAGGCAUUCUGGUGCCUGGUACAGAUUAGUGAACAGUACCUCCCUGACUACUACAGCCCCCUUCUGGAGGGGGUUCUCUUUGAUGCGGCCAUGCUGACCUGGGUGCUGAAGAAGACAUGUCCCGCAACCCACAAGCAUCUGCAGAGACACGGCGUGGAGCCUCUGAUGUUCGCCACCGAUUGGCUGAUGUGCCUGUUCACACGCCACCUGCCAUUCAACACCCUCCUCCGAGUCUGGGACCUGUUCUUCUGCUACGGAGUGCGUGUGUUGUUCCAGGUGGCGGUUGUGUUGGUGCGCAGGGCUCUGGGCCGGGUGGAGCAGAGGGAGGAGUGCGAGGGCCAGAUGGAGACUCUGGAGAGGCUGAGGGGUGUGAGGGAGCAGGUGCAGCAGGAGGACGAUACCUUCAUCGGAGAGGUGUGUUCUGUCCCUCUUUCGGGUAAGGAUCUGGAGAGGCAGACGGAGAAAGAGCUGGAGAAGUGGAGGAAGGAGCGGCCUGCCUCCACUUUUGAUCCCCGGGGUCGUUGCCACGGAUAUCGGAUGGCGUGGGCGAGGGCUCGAGAGAGGGAGGAGGAGAGGAACAGGAAGGAGAGGGCGAAAGGAAACCUGUCCAUCCCACCGAUUCGCUCGCCCUCCCUCCUCUCCCUGUCUCCCUCGCUCCUCCGCAAGAGGUGGAAGAGAGGGAGCAAAACAGACACAGGGGAGUGGGAGGGGGGAGGCAGAGAGGUGAGGAAGGUUUCAGAGGAGGCGUGGAAGGAGAGAAGCGAGGGAGUGGAUCUGGGUGGAGGAAGUGAGAAGGAUGGUAAUCCAGUGAGGGCUCAGGGUGUUCUACCUCCUACUACAGAGGACAGGGAACCAGUGGAACUGAGAGAACCGUUAGAACACAAAGAACCAUCAGAACAGGACAGAACCCAAAAGACCCAUAUGACUCCAGAUUCAGCCGGAGUAGCGUCCCAGCAGCGUGAGCUCACCUCUGACCCUCGCGUCACCUCACAGGGCCAGGAGGAGGAGCAGGGUGGAUUCAGCGAGACACAGGCCUCUGAGCAGCACAGCGACAGCCAGUCACAGGAAACUAACCACAGUAAAGGCUCCAUGGAAACACAGGAAGUACUGAGCAAACAGUCAACAGAGAGUGCACGUGUCGUCACAGAGCACAUAGUGACAGAGACAAAGGGUGAGGCAGAGGAACGCAAGGAGACAGAGACACAUGCAGAAGCCAAGACAGAGGAGGAAACAGUGACAGAGAUCCAGAUUCACACAGAAGCCAAGACAGAGGAGGAAACAGUGACAGAGAUCCAGAUUCACACAGAAGCCAAGACAGAGGAGGAAACAGUGACAGAGAUCCAGAUUCACACAGAAGCCAAGACAGAGGAGGAAACAGUGACAGAGAUCCAGAUUCACACAGAAGCCAAGACAGAGGAGGAAACAGUGACAGAGAUCCAGAUUCACACAGAAGCCAAGACAGAGGAGGAAACAGUGACAGAGAUCCAGAUUCACACAGAAGCCAAGACAGAGGAGGAAAUGAAGGCUGAGGUACAGAAAGGACAACACACAGAUACGCAACAAGAGGCAGAUACAAACUUAGAGGCAGAAACAGACAUUGGGUCACUGAGAGAGAGAGACAAAGAGACGAACACAGAGACUGAUACCAACAAGGAGAUGGAGGCACGUACAGAGACACAGUCACACAAAGGGGCAGCAAUGGAGACACACACAGACAAAAAAUCUGAGGCAGAGAGACAAACAGGGGUAGAAACUGAGGUAGAGGCACAUACAGAAACAGAGACACAGGGAGAAAAUGAGUCAGCGAUGCACAUAGAGGCAGACAUAAGAGUAGAGGCAGACUUGGGGUCACAGAUGGAGGCUGAUACACACAUAGAGACAGAGAAAGAGUCAGAGAUAGAGGUAGGGACAGAGACGCGCACAGAGGAAGCCACUGACACAGGGACAGAGGAAACUACUGACACAGGGACAGAGGAAACUACUGACACAGGGACAGAGGAAACUACUGACACAGGGACAGAGGAAACUACUGACACAGGGACAGAGGAAACUACUGACACAGGGACAGAGGAAACCACUGACACAGGGACAGAGGAAACCACUGACACAGGGACAGAGGAAACUACUGACACAGGGACAGAGGAAACUACUGACACAGGGACAGAGGAAACUACUAACACAGGGACAGAGGAAACUACUGACACAGGGACAGAGGAAACCACUGACACAGGGACAGAGGAAACCACAGGGACAGGGACAGAGGAAACUACUGACACAGGGACAGAGGAAACUACUGACACAGGGACAGAGGAAACCACUGACACAGGGAUAGAGGAAACCACUGACACAGGGACAGAGGAAACCACUGACACAGGGAUAGAGGAAACCACUGACACAGGGACAGAGGAAACCACUGACACAGGGAUAGAGGAAACUACUGACACAGGGACAGAGGAAACCACUGACACAGGGACAGAGGAAACCACUGACACAGGGAUAGAGGAAACCACUGACACAGGGACAGAGGAAACCACUGACACAGGGAUAGAGGAAACUACUGACACAGGGACAGAGGAAACCACUGACACAGGGACAGAGGAAACCACUGACACAGGGACAGAGGAAACUACUGACACAGGGACAGAGGAAACUACUGACACAGGGACAGAGGAAACUACUGACACGGGGAUAGAGGAAGCCACUGACACAAACACAGGGAUAGAGGACACCACUGACACAAGCACAGGGAUAGAGGCGGUCAUAGCGUCCCCAAAUGAAAUUUGGACACACACAGAGACAGCAUCAAAGAUAGAGGUACAAUACACAGAGCUCUCUAGGAUAUCACCAGCCAAUCAGAGCCAGGUUUCUCCAGAGUUGACCUCAGGCCAAGACCAAGCAGGCCAAGACCAGAAGAUUCCUGAAGAACCCCAGGGUCCAGUCACCAUCCAUCCAGAGGAGAAUCAGGAGACCCAGAACGUCAGAGAGAGUGAAGGAGAGAAAGAAGAGGAAGCAUUAACAUUUCCCUCUCAGGAAGCCUCAACUGACAUCCUUCCACCAUCACAUCAGGGGGAAUCACUGAAAGCUGACCUCCCUCUCAUACCUGGCAACCCAAAGUCCCAAAGUAAGAGUGAAAAGAGCGAGUCUCCACCUCCUGCAGACUCAAAGGCUGGAUCUGGCAACCCAGUAUCCACACACGCGGACAUCUCCUCCCAAAGGACUCAGGCCCGUGAUGGACCUUUGGCAACCACUUCCGGAGACUUCCGGCACUGCAAGUCCUCCAGCUCACGGAAGCUCACUCGAAGGCUCUCUGAGGAUCUCUUCACCGACCCCAACCAAUCACAACCCACCUUCACACACUCUAACCAAUCAAAUGCAGGCCUCAUUCAGUUCGACCAACUACAACCUAACACCACAGCUCCAAUUCAGGUACCAAAACACCCAGAAUCACCACGACAUGUCACAGGGAGCAUCCCAGGCACUGUCCCACCUCAGACUGUGUCCAAACCAGGCAGAGAACCAACCGACACCCCCAGGCGAUUUGGUCUCUUCCGCAGGCUCAAAAGGGAGCAGUCCAAACAGGGCAGGGAGAAAGGGGAACCUAAAGUCCCUGUCCCCAAAAUCCUGAUCCAGGACUUUAGUGACGGGACAGGUGAGGGGUGCACGGUCAGGGGGGAGGAAGAGGAGGAGCUGAGCUCCAGAGAGAGGAGGAGGAGACGGAGGGAACAGGAGAGGAGGGAGAAAGAGGAGGAGAAGUUACGGAAGAAGAGGGAGAAGGAGAUGGAAAAAGAGGAGAAAGAGCGAAAGAGGGAGAGGAGGAAGCCUCAGACGAGAGGGAAGAGUUUUCAGGUGCAACACAGCAAAGUACCCCUCCCCGGAAACAGCGGCUCACAGACAUUUGGUUCCAAAAGAAACUCUACUCCGUCUAUGGAGACAUACUUUUAACAAGCAAGGAAAGAAAUCGACAUCUAAAAAUAUUUUACAAACCACAAAAAUUACCCAUAAAACAUUUCCUUCAAUUGUAGACUUUUCUGGAAUGUAAAUAAAACAAUUAUUUUUUCUAACUCAG
Oncorhynchus kisutch (coho salmon) is the source of this 4787-nucleotide messenger RNA. Its product is annotated as enolase-phosphatase E1. The transcript is spliced from 10 exons. Gene Ontology annotation, biological process: regulation of GTPase activity. The record is from RefSeq and is a predicted model, not a curated record. Bases 146 to 4663 code for a protein of 1505 amino acids. NCBI's taxonomy places the organism in Eukaryota, Metazoa, Chordata, Actinopteri, Salmoniformes, Salmonidae. Gene Ontology annotation, molecular function: GTPase activator activity; small GTPase binding.